GGCGCCGGGAGGCAGGGAAGCGGCUGGUCAGGGGCGGAGUUGGCCCGCCCUCCCCGGGCGGAGGGGUGCAAGGAAGGUGCCGCGCCGCCUUCCAAGCGGCCACUUUGAAAAAAAUGUCUCGGCCGUUUGGCCGGCUAAGGCGAGGGCGGUCGGCGAUCGCCCCAGCCUGCUGCCGCGCCGGCUUGCAGGGGGCGGCCGCGCCGCGCUAAGAGAAACCUCGAUCCAGCCUUGCCUAUCCAUCCAUCCAUCCAUCGAUUCAUCCAUGCAUGCCCCGACCCGGCUAGAAAUGUUGGCUUCCUGCCUUUUGGUGGCCCUGCUUUGCCCGGGCUUUUGGGGAACCGACCCGAAGGCGCGCAAACUAGCCGGGGAAGAGUCGGGAGGAGGUGGAGGAGGCGUCGUCGGGGAGCCGUGGUGCCCUUACAAGGUGCUGAGCGAAGGCGGGCCGGGACGGCUUUGCUUCCGCAGCCCGGCGCGGGGCUUCCAGUGCGCACCGGAGCGCUGCACGGCUCAUCGCUCGCCCGGACGCGCCUUGCUGGCCAACGUGCUCCGCAACGGCAGCGUCUUGCUGCAGUGGGCCUGGCCGGCCGAUCGCCUGCCUCCCCUGCGCGGCUUCGCCCUCUCCUGCUCGUGGGAAGGCGCCUACACGCGUUUCCAGUGCGACAGCGUGCGGCUGGGCACCGCCUGCCGGGAUUACUUGCUGGCCGACCCGCACGGCAGCGUCCGCUACCGCCUCUGCCUGCAGCCCCUCUUCGCCGACGCCAACCGCAGCGGGGCCGAGCCGGCCGAGUGCGUGGAGUUCACCGUGGAGCCGGCCGGCAUGCGGGACAUCGUCAUCGCCAUGACGGCCGUCGGGGGCUCCAUCUGCGUCAUGCUGGUUCUCAUCUGCCUCCUGGUGGCUUACCUGACCGAAAACCUCACGCCCGCCUCGGCCAAGCGGGGCAACUGAGCCCCUCCACCCCCCCCCCAACAUCCCCGGCUAUCGGAUCUGGAGGGAUCUCAUCCCCGCCUGUCGGAUCUGGAGGAAAGCCCUACGGAAGGCAAGCUCCCAACGGCCCAGCGGACCUUCCUUCUGCCACUCGGGGCAGCGGGAUUUCCAGCCCUUCCAGCUGGUGCCGGGACUACAAGUCCCGCAAGUCCCGGCCGCUGCUAAAAGCGCGUCUGGGGGGCUGAGGCAUUCUGGGAGCCGUAGUUUGGAGAGAAGCUGGAGUGUUUACAGAUUAACAAAGAGUCGGAAGGACCCUUGUAGGUCAUCUAGUCCAACCCCCGCCCAAGGAGGAGACCCUACACCAUUUCUGACAGAUGGCAGUCCAGUCUCUUCUUGAAAGCCUCCAGGGAUGAAGCUCCCACAACUUCAGGAGUUCAAGAUGACUUUUUUUUUCUCCCCGAAGAGUUUCUUCCAUUAACACACACAAACACACACACACACCUGCAGAGUCGCUUUUUGGGCUUUCAGCUUGGUAGUCUGGACCGAGCCCAUCCUGGUGGAUGGAAGACCACCAGGAGAUCUCACAGGCUCCAGGAAGACGGCAACAGCAAACUAUUUUUGUAGCACGGCUCAACAAAACUUGGCCUGGACGCAUCCAUCCUGUUGCCGGGGGAGUUGAGCUGAAGUAGGAGAUUUCAUAUUUGCCCUUUUUUGUUGUUGUUGAGCGAUGAGAAAAUUCUAGACUGUCUUAGACUGAAGGGGACGGACGAGGGCUGCUUUCUGACUUACAGCCGGCUCUUCACCUGGUCCUCCACAGUUACCUGGCGGUCGGUCACCUGGCGUGGGGGGCUCUUGGGGGAAUGACUUCUCUUGAAAGUUGUGCUGGAGUUGAUCCAGAGGUGAAGUGGUUUUCAGCUGAUGGUUGGAUUAUAUAUAAGCAGUUUCCACCUUGCGAGGAUCCGUUGGGAAUAAGAGCAGCGUGCCAAAUGUCCCAUAGUACGAGUGCAAAUUUUGCCGUGCGGCGAUUGCCGGGCUCAGACCCAGAAGCUGCUGCGGUGCAGAGAAGAAACUGUCUUCAAACUGUCCCAGCCACAUGCAUUUGAAAAGCCUUCAUCGGAAUUUGAAUCAAUCCGGAACCUCCAUUUCGGGAUCUGGAUGUAGAUUUAUCCAUGCCAGGGAAAACAGACCAUUCCUUGGGCUGCAGCUAUAUGUAGCAAUUGCCCCCAGUUUCUUUGUGUUUCUCCAAUUAUCUUGCCUUCAAACCUUUCAGUAAAUGCUCCACUUUCUCUUUAACCUUUUUUUUUUUUUUAAAUUAAGUUUCAGGCUGACUAGACAAAGAUAUUGAAUUUCUUACUUUCGACUCCGUGUCAGAGAGCUUUUAUAUAUAUAUAUAUUUGAAAUGUUUUGAGAGCUGGUUUAGAGAGGAUGAUGGGUACUUAGAAACACGUGCUUAGAUGUUGCUGUUGUUGAUGCGAAUAACAUCCGUUUCCCCCUGGAUCAUUGGUCGACUUUGCGUUGAAAUAGUUUAAAUCCAUUCUCUUGAGGUGCCUACUAUGCAAUCUUGUGCACGCCUACUCAGAAGUAAACCUCAUUAUUCAAUGAGUUUACUCCCAGGUUAGUGUAUAUUCGGUUGCAGUAGUGACCAUUUAGUUAAGUAUGCUUGGAUACCUGUUUAUGUGCUUGUGGGUGUGGAAUUGAAUAUACUGUGAAAUAUUAAUCAACCUGGAACAUAAAUACUGAGCAAAAUACGCUUAUUGCAUAAAAGUGGCAAUUACAAGUCUGGUCAAUUUCAGUUGUAACAAACAAAUGCAUUUAUUAACUUAUAUCCCAGUUUUUCUACCAUCAGGAACCUCAGAUGAGUAACAGAAAAAAAAAAGAAAAGAAAAUAUAAGCAAUUAAAAACCUGUGAAAAUGACAUUAUUAACAUUCCUCUUUGGCUUUAAUCUGAGCAGGUUUAAUAUAAUUCCCUUAUCGACAAUCCUGACUAAUACCCUAGUAUGCAGAUCCAACCUACUGUGGUUUAUUUAAUAAUUUAUGGUUAAGCAGUUUUGGGAAUCCAGAACUCUAGCUGUAACUUCGGUUUUCAGCUGGGGAUAGCUUUUAGAACAUUUUUAUAAAAUCGCAGACCAACUACUUGAUCUUCCAAAUAAAUAUAAAUAUAUAUAUAUAAAACGAGAAACUGUUACCGUGAAAGAAGAUGAUUAACUUUGUAACGAAUGACAAAGUGGGUUUCCAGCUGAAGAUGACAACAUUUCACCAUUGUAGGCAGUUUCUUGCUUUGACUUCCAUUACGGCCCCUCUGUUUUGACAUCCAAGUUCAAAACUGAAAAGAAAGAAAAUUAAAAAUCAGGACCAACCCAAGAUGUUAGUCUACUGCCGGAAGCAAAGGGCCAAAUAGUAGGAGUGAUGCUUGUUUUGUGUGUGUGUGUUUAAAAAGCACUGAUUCAUUCUAUAGCCUUUUUAUUCUGUCUCCAGACAAAAGACUGACAGAAUGAUUAAUAUUUUUUAAAAAUGCAGUUUCUACCAGCUAGUUUUACAAACCUGGGAGAAAAACAAGAUGAGCAGGGGAGGAGAAAAAAAAAUAAAAAGCCCAAAUGCCAAGUUAAAUGUUAGAAGCACCGGAUAGAACUACUAGUCUUUCAGCUGGCUGCUAUGCAGGAUGUUUAAGGGCUCUGAAAACUGAGAUUAUGCCACAGCUUUGAAUUCUAAGAAGUAAAUCCUACAACACUUGUGUCAGAUUGUCCUUCUCUGCUCUACCCCCACUGCUUCUGUGAUAGCUCCAAUGUAGCCAGGCUAUGUCAAUCAUAAUUCUGUGCCUUCAGGCUCAAUCUUGUCCCCUGCUCUUCCCAGUUAUUGAUCUACAGGAUAACCAAACACCUUCAUUACUGUAAUCGCUUUCACUAGGCGAGUUUGUGCAUUUUUAGAUUUGAUGUCCACUGAUUCUUUCUCCUUGCGUUCCUAGUGGAAACUAAGGCACCCCAACAAAUGUGUUAUUUGUUUUUAUUAUGGUUGCUAAUUGGUUUUUUUUUUAAAAUAAAUGCCUUUGAGGAGCAAAGUUUUUCUUUGUCACCGUGCAACACAAAAGAAUGGGUUGAGAGCUAUGUAAAGGAAAAGACGUUCACUUGCUCCCAGGCCUCUCCAUCAA
Molecule: messenger RNA, 4070 nt
Organism: Ahaetulla prasina
Lineage: Eukaryota; Metazoa; Chordata; Lepidosauria; Squamata; Colubridae
Gene: FNDC10
Product: fibronectin type III domain containing 10
Exons: 1
Coding region: 263-946 (227 amino acids)
Source: RefSeq, a predicted model, not a curated record